CUGUCAUUUCUGCCCAUGGGCUCGGGCUGCUGCUUCAGGUCCACCCGCGGCUCCAAAAUGGUCUCGUCACCCGUGAUGACAAGGAUGCAAACCUUCCUGCAGAAGGAGAUGGUGCGCGAGUUCCUGGCCGAGCUCCUGAGCACGUAUGUCAUGAUGAUAUUCGGCCUCGGCUCUGUGGCCCAUAUGGUUCUAGGAGAUCAAUUCGGGAGCUUCCUUGGUGUCAACCUGGGUUUUGGCUUCGGAGUCACCAUGGGAGUGCACGUGGGAGGGAACAUCUCUGGGGCCCACAUGAAUGCGGCCUUGACCUUCACCAACUGUGCACUAGGCCGCAUGUCCUGGAAGAAGUUCCCUGUGUACGUGCUGGGUCAGUUCCUGGGGUCCUUCCUGGCUGCUGCCACCAUCUACUGCCUCUUCUACACAGCCAUUAUCGACUACUCGGGUGGAUACCUGACGGUGACCGGUCCCACAGCCACCGCUAGCAUUUUUGCCACCUACCUUCCUGACCACAUGACAUUGUGGAGGGGCUUCCUGGAUGAGGUGUUAGUGACGGGCUUGCUCCAGCUAUGUCUCUUCGCCAUCACGGACAAGGGGAACAACCCAGCACUGCAGGGGACACAGGCCGUGGUGAUCGGCAUCCUCGUUGUCAUCAUUGGCGUGUCCCUGGGCAUGAACACAGGCUAUGCCAUCAACCCGUCCCGGGACCUGCCUCCUCGCUUCUUCAGCUUCCUUGCCGGCUGGGGCACACAGGUCUUCAGGGCCAGGGACUGGUGGUGGGUGCCAGUGGUGGCGCCGCCUCUGGGUGCCUACUUAGGUGGCAUCAUCUACUUAGUCUUCAUUGGCUCCACCGCCCCACGGGAGCCCCAGAUGUUGGAGAACUCCCCGGUGUAUGAAGACCGCAGGAUACCCGUGUUGCCCAAGACCACGUCUUACCCACCCAUGACCUCUUCCCUCACCCCCAUCUCUGUGUCCCCCAACAGCCGACCUUCAGUCCGGCCUGUCCCACCCUUAAGGGACUCCAUCCACCUAGAGCAAUUCUAAGUCAGAUGAUUUGUGACCCUAUCCCCACCCCAAUAAAGCAAGCCUUGUCCCACCGCAGCGCCCCCACUUCCUGGGGGCCUCCUGUGGUUGGGCUUCCCUCCUGGAUUCUUCCAGGAGUUCCAGGAUUAUGCCCUGGCCAAAGCGGGGAGCAUGGAGCUGAGAGGUCUCCACCUCCUUCCAGCCCUGGGAGCUGCGGUGCCCCCUGGGGGAGGAUGGGGAUGGGCGUGCCCGAAGCCCAGGAGGAACAAGAGGAGAUUAAAAGAUGCCGGACACAGAAUGGUGGACUUACGGGCACAGGGUGGGGAGGGAGGUUCUGGGGCACGGACAGCAGCUCGCUGGUGGGGGCUGAGCUCUGGGGAUGCCUUGAGCUGUCCUGGGAUAGGACUCUGGAUUGUCCCUCAGUUCUGGCCAGUCCUUGGACCAG
Molecule: messenger RNA, 1462 nt
Organism: Ceratotherium simum simum (southern white rhinoceros)
Lineage: Eukaryota; Metazoa; Chordata; Mammalia; Perissodactyla; Rhinocerotidae
Gene: AQP7
Product: aquaporin 7
Biological process (GO): water transport; glycerol transmembrane transport
Cellular component (GO): plasma membrane; basolateral plasma membrane
Molecular function (GO): water channel activity; glycerol channel activity; urea transmembrane transporter activity
Source: RefSeq, a predicted model, not a curated record